This is a messenger RNA of Durusdinium trenchii, 3030 nucleotides long. The record is from the annotation of a GenBank genome assembly. NCBI's taxonomy places the organism in Eukaryota, Dinophyceae, Suessiales, Symbiodiniaceae.
AUGUCCUCUCGUCGGGAAGAACCUGACGGAGAUGUCCCAAUGAAGGGACCAACAACGCCAUCUGUCCGGAGUCAGGCUGUUUGGGAAGAGGAGCUUGGAGGGCUCUUCUCAGCUUUGCCCAUUGUCCUAGAUGAGGAUGAGUCCAAAGAGAAAGAGCGCAACGCUUGUCUUGAGAAAAUCAGGAAGUCCAUUGCAUCUAGGUUCAUGGAGAUUGAAGAUGCUCGGGCUACGGACAAGGAGAAGCGUGAUGCUCUCUUUGAAGGCUUCGAGACUCAUGUAGCAAGGCUGAAGGAGAUUCAUGGUCGGGAUCUUGAAUUUGCUCCGUGGCCAGCCUUAUCGCCGCAAUGUCUGAAAUUGGAGACCACGGAUGACAAUGUACCUGCCAAGCGGAAGGGGUCAAAUGCCAGUCUGAAGUCCACAAGUUCCACAGAGAAGUCUGACAUUGCUCCCCAUGAAUUCUUCUACCUAUGCAAAGACAGCACUGUUUGGACAGUUGUCCAGGUGGAGGAUCCACAUCAGGGUUAUCGCAACUACCUGGCCACCAAUGAAUGGUGGACAUUUAAGACAGCGUUCAGCCAGUGGUACACCAAGAACUGGUGCGUUGUCGCGGCUGAGAUUGCCGAAGACUUAGGUACUCCGCAAAAGCUCGUACAAGGGAACCAUUUCAAGUGGUUGUUUGAGAAGAAGAUUCCAAGACACUUUGGAGAUGACCUGUCUUUAAUCCUGGUCCUGAUUGGGCUGUUUCGUCUCCGUGGUGAGCAAGCCUGGAAGGGAAAUGAAGCUUUGCAAAAGCUCACCAAAAGCUUGGUUCACUGCUUUUGUCAACACUGUGAGGUGGCCAUUGAAGCUGCGAUGCAGAAGAAGUGUCCUGACCCGACAGUUUCGAGUCGGAAUCACCCAUUCCUCAUGUCGUCGAGAAGGAAGGGGUCAAAGGCAUUGUCUUUGGCUUUGGUCUCUCGAUUCUGUUGUCGUGGUGGUGGAUUUGUAUCAUCCAAGUCUGAGUUGACUCUACAAGACUUGAACAUCGUGCCCAAGAACAGCAGCCUGAGUUCCAAGACUAUGUCUGAGUUUGUGUGCCGAGCAUUGCUAACAACUUGCAAUUUCUGCUCGCAGUACAUUGAGUCGGCCAGACUGAAAGUGAUCAAUCUGGCAAUGGAUGGUGCCAGUGUUGGUGGUGAAUCUGUGUUAGCUGUGAUCCUGCGCUUGAAUGGGCAUCAUUUGGCUGCCCCCACACAAUUGCUACCUGCCGGUUCUGACCCUGGACAGACUGAGCCAGCGUUGGCAACCUUCACUGAGGCCAUGAAGGUAGCUGGAACAACUCCUGAGGGUCAGGUGGUCAAGAUCCCCAAGACGUUGUUUGACUGGAAAGAAUAUCGCCAAGCCACAAAGGCUUAUUUGGCUGCUCUCGCAAACAGCCUUCGAAACAUGCUUCCUACGGGAUGGAAUCUUUCCAAGUGCAUUCCACAGAACAUUUUGACCCCCUGUGGACGUGGUUCUGACCGCCUUCCCAUGAUUGCUUUUGAGAAGGAGAUGUUUCGGUGUGAUGAUGACAUGGAAUUAUUCUUCAACUAUGACUGGAACACCUUCACAGCCCAGCCGCAGUUCUAUUUGGACGAGUCCUUCCACAGACUGAUCUAUAGUGCUGAUGAGGGUACAGAAGAAGCUAGCCAGUAUAAUUAUUAUGGCUUUCUCGCAUUUUUACAUCUUGCGAACAGCCAUGCAUAUUGCCUGAUUUGGCCGGACGUAUUUCAUAGAGUGUCUCGGCGAGUUGCUGCAGCACUGGGUCACCAUUCGUGUCUGGAAAUCAAGGGUUUGCUCAAGAAAGCAAUGAAACUAUUCAGAUUUGGCCGGGCUCCCUUCAACACUGGCCGAUUUGGACAAAAAAUCAUGGAAUCCAGGCAAGAGCUCUUGGCUGCUCUCAAGGAUGGCCGUGCAGAUGAGCUCAUGGAGAUGUGGAUUUCUGGGGUUGCCCGAGAUCGAGGAGCCAACGUAUUGGCAGAUGACAGCAAUCAGAACAAGUUGCGGUCUGUCAUCAUUGUGAUGAAGCCACUUCGUGAGUACUUGGGACGGACUGAUGCAGAGAUGCAGCGAAAGCCCAACGCGUCUGUCUCACAGGUGGUUUAUUUGGCAAGUGGCCGCACUGUUCAGAAGCUUUUGUCGACCACAAUCUCCGAAUCAGUGAGGCUCAAAAACCUUGAGUACAUUGGCGCUCUUGAGACAGAUGAGGAGGGUCAGGAUUUGCUUCGCCUACAUUCACAUUUGUUGCUCUCCACUUUGUCAGCCACAUGCGACCUGGAUGCCACCCACCGAGCACUUCCCUGGCGCACAGCUUGUGCUCUUGACAGGAGUCAGCUUUCAUCAUUGCUAGAGUUCAUGCAAAACGAGUGGACCUUUGUCAAGACUGUCAUUGACCCAUUGGACUCAAAGGAUGUGUUGUGGAAGGUAUUUUCCCACACUAGAUGGCAAAUCUACAGAGAUGUUCUCACGAAAGCAGAGCAUUUUGGAUUUGAUGCAUCCAAAGUGGCAGCAGGACACACGAGUACAAGACCGUUUCUGGACUCUGUGCGUGUUGCCCUGGGGCUAUCCUCCAAAGAUGAGAAGAGUUCUGACAGCCUGCUCAGUAGCCUGCACUGCGAACUCCUGUUCAACGACAUGCGCGACGCCUGCAGAAGACACCGAAAGGCUGAGUGCCAAGCUGCUGGAAACUUUCACUCCAUUGCCAUGAAGUCAGUGGCAACUCGUGCAAGUGGGUGCUCAACUGUGGCAGUGGCAGAUUCUGAUUGGGCCCAGGCCAUACCCAAGAAGCAGGUACAAUCUCAGGUACAUUCAGCCCUCAGACUAUCAGACAGGACACUCGGCAUACCGACAGCAGGUCUGACAAAGUGCAAGGCUCCGUUGUUGACGAAACCUCACAUCCUUUGCCAGCGGCUUCAGCUCUUGAAGAUUUUGCAGCGAACCUUCCAGAAUACGAUGGCUCAACCGAGGAGAAAAAGGAGGCUGCGCUGGCUGUCUAUCAUGAUCUCUGGGUGA